UCCUGCACUGAGCGCAACUCUCCAGCUAGGAUGAGCAGAUUUAUUUUGUGUUUAACAAUUUUAAUUUUCAAUUCACAAAAUUUGGCAAAUGCGCAAACAUGGAAGCUUGUGAGCAGAGUAGUGACAGCAGCGGUGAACCAGGAGGAUUUUGACGGCUACGAAUUCAACGGGGACACAGUAUACGCGGGCGAAAAUUUGAUCACAGAUUUUGACUUUACUGACACUUUUAGUUUGGAGCUUUGGUCCAUGGCAUGUUAUAGGCUAAAUAUAUCGGUCAAAUUUGUGGCGCAACCUAGUGUCGCUGAGGUUUCGCAGCUCGUUUACCAAGGUGGCGCUAAUCUAGCCAUGGUGUCAACUGUAUUCGGACCCGAAGAAACAAAAGGCCUGGUGAUUACUCAACCAACGCACAGCACAACGUAUAAACUGUUCGUGCAAUCACCAACAAGCGUAUCAACUUCCCUCAGUCUAGGAAAAGUUUUCGCACCAGUUUUAUGGUUGGCUAUUGUAAUUUCAAUGCUGAUGAUGGGCGUCAUUUUGAUUUUCAUCGAAUUCGUCGGACAAAAGGCAAAAAUUAGGUCGUACUUAGCAACUCCUGCUGAUAUAGGGCAGCUUAUUAUAAUUGUAAUUGGCUGCUUCUGUUACCAAGGCGCAAUUCAAAUCGCCUCAGGAUGCUCUGGCCGUGUCCUUGUCUGGACCAGUCUGAUUUGUGGCUAUUUGAUUUAUGUCACUUUUAAUACAGAAGUCAUAUCGCAGCUUACUACUGUCGCUUUCAAACCACCAUUUGAAUCACUUUCCGAUAUGGCCGCAAAAGGAACACACAAACUAAUUGUUCGGAACGACACAUCUCUUCUUGAUAACAUUAAAGUUACCAGACUUAAGGAUGGGAAAAGAGGUCCGUUGGCCGACAUUUGGGAUGCAUUAUUGCCUAUAAAACCAAAAGCUGAAAACUUAUACAACAAUAAAUCUGAUAUUAAAAGGAUGUGCCUGGAAAAAGUUGCGUUUCUGGAUUCUGAACUUGCCAUCCCACCAAAAGACCAGCAAACCUUCAGAUGCAACGUGAUGAAAUUGAAAGAUUCAUAUUUUCGUUCUAACGUGGGAUUUGUAUUAAACGUAAAUAAUACAUUCAAUCAGCAAAUAAUAAAAGUGUUCAAUCGAAUGAGGGAGACGGGAAUAAUAAACCGCAUGAGACGAUACAUCGACCAGCCUGAUGUAGGACCUUUAAAGCCUUUGCCUGAUUUAAAUCCAAUCGAUAUAGCCACCCUCAUACCUAUGCUUAUAGUUUUGUAUGUGGGAAUGGCUGCAAGUUUAAUCACACUUGGUUUGGAAAUCGCUUUCAAGCAUGGCGGCGGAGAAUUAAUUAGGAGAAUGAACGAAAGGGGCUUUUACACGUGGAAAGAUGUAAUUUGUUUCUGGAAGGUAAGAAAGCCUAAUCCUGACGAGGAGGAAUCAUCGAGUGAUGAAGACAGCGACACGGACGUUGAGCAGCCGCCACAGCAGAAAACAGCACCUACGAUAAAAAUUUCUACUACACCCCAGCAGCCAAUUAAAGUGAGGAGUACAAACGAAAAACCAAAUUCACUAAACAAGUAUCCAGUAAAAGCUGCACCGAUUGCAAUAUUAGGGCAAAACGACGAUAAGAAGUCAAAUUUGAUUAACAAAAACAAGCUUGUUCCACCUGAAUUUCGACUAAAUGACGGCAAAGAUUUUGAAAAAUUACGUAAUUACAUAAAUGAGAAUCAAAACAGACCACGACCUUUGCGACGGCAGAAUAGAGUUUCAGACUUGACAAAUAUUUUCCCCAAACAAGCAAGUCUCAACCAACAAUAUCUAGAUAAAAAUACAAUCAGAGAUCACGAUUCUAGUCAAGAAAGCAACAAUUUUGAAAGCCCAAGACCUGACCGAAGGUCCCCUGCACCAGUAGCAAACAGGGAAUUGAAACCUGAUAGGCUCCCUGUGGAAAAACCUCAGGCACAUGCAAAUAUAGCCACUGGCCAGGACCCUAUUCAGGAGAAAAAUAAUUUAACUAGCCCUAAAAAUAAUAAAGAGUCAGGCGCUUCUGCCAAGUCACCAGCAGUGAACAGAGAGUUGAAACCUAACAGGUCACCUGGAAGAGAACCUCUGGCGUAUGCAAAUAUAGGUCACGACAAAAUCCAGAGGAAGAGUGAAUUUGAUAUUCCAAAAUCUGAUAAACCGACGGUGAACCGAGAGUUAAAACCUGGCAGGUCACCAGGGAGAGAACGCAAAUCUGCAAACGACCCUGCAUUGCCAGUCAGAAGGGUGGGAUUUUUAACACCUGACUCACCAAAGGAUCCAAUUUCGGUUAAAUCUGUACCAAAUUCCCCAAAGUACAACCCUGAAGACUUGGCGAAACCCAAAAAGCAAUCGAGAGAGGAACUUCUCAAAAAGCAAACUGCACCUGAGCCACUCCAGGUUCCUCAAAGGAGGGAAAGCCGCCCGCGAACUGAAGGUCAAGAAAGAAACCGCGUUGAAAUUCCACCUGCUGAGGAAACCGCCGAUCUCUUAUUUCCUCUAAAUAUAAAUCAAAUUCCAGCAAGCAGACAGAACCCUGCCCCUCCAAACCUGAAUUUGCAUUUGUCAAUUGAUACUGAUGGGUUUCUGGACAGACACUCCAUCAUCGACAUGAAUUUAGCUCGACGAAUGCGCCAAAACCGCGACCCAGAUCCGUUUGGUGGACCGAAUUAAACAUCUACGACGAAUUCUUCAUACGUCUGCAUUGAUACUCGGAAGCGUAAUUUUAUCUUUAAAAUUUUGCUGUAAUUAUUAUUAUAAUAUAGUAAUUUUUAAUGUUUUUUCACUCCUUUUUGAAAAUAUUUUGAAAAUUCUCAGAUGUU
Neocloeon triangulifer is the source of this 2852-nucleotide messenger RNA. RefSeq lists its product as uncharacterized. Lineage: Eukaryota; Metazoa; Arthropoda; Insecta; Ephemeroptera; Baetidae. The transcript has 7 exons. Bases 31 to 2703 code for a protein of 890 amino acids. The record is from RefSeq and is a predicted model, not a curated record.